UGAAGGCGUAAUAGUUGAUUGGCUCGGGACGUACAUAACGGCGUCGAAAUUUCUCUAACUGCUUGAAGUUGUUUCACCUUAACGGCGAAAAUGUUCACCGCACAAGAAGCUUCUCCGGCUGCAUCCAGUAAAGCUGGGCAAGGCACCAAGUCUGCAGCCCCCGGCCCAUUCAAGCGAGACGACGCGCCAUCGUUCCUGACAAGGAUUAAGAACGACAUCGCGGACAUCUUCGCCGACCCAGCUCCGGGAAUAUUCAUCGAGCCGGAUGAGAACGACGUGAGCAGAAUCCACGCCCUCGUGGUUGGUCCAUCCGGAACGCCGUACGAGGGGGGCUUUUUCGAGUUCCUGAUAAAGUGCCCACCAGAGUAUCCUUAUCAGCCGCCAACUGUGAAAUUCCUUACCACAGGCUCUGGAAAGGUGCGGUUCAACCCAAACCUUAAUAAGAACGGCUCUAUUUGUCUCAACAUCCUUGGCACAGGCUGGAGCCCUGCGCAGUGCAUAGCAAGCGUGCUCAUUUCCAUCCAGUCGCUCUUGAACGAAGACCCCAUCUAUAACGAGCCCGGAAUCGGGAAAGGAGAAAUGCACUGCCUCUCCUGCAGUUACAAUGCCGUUGUAGAGUACGAGACGAUCAGAGUAGCCGUGUGCGACAAUGUUGAGGCAUGCCUCCAGGGUACUUCUUCCUUACCGUCGACCUUGAGGGACAUCGUUGUGAAAAAAUUUACCGAGUUUUACGACCAUUACGAGGCAGUACUGAAACCUAAACUCCACUUGUCGGGUAAAAAAAUGGACGACUGGUACUACAAUCACACUGGCACUUUCGAAUACGCUGAACUGCUUACGCGACUGAAGAAUCUGAAGCAGAAAGUGGAGAAUCUGCAGGAUUAGUGACGGACAUGUGCGAAUGCUAUGCUGUCGUCCGGAACCCAACUGGCCACGAAGAACGCUUCCUAAAUUCCGAGCGGUCACGACUACAAGGCACCUUCGCAGUGAGUGGAGGACAGAUGUUUCCUGGUUUAAUUAAACAUGGAGCAAAUUGAA
This is a messenger RNA of Dermacentor andersoni, 1038 nucleotides long. RefSeq names its product ubiquitin-conjugating enzyme E2 Z-like. Gene Ontology annotation, cellular component: nucleus. The record is from RefSeq and is a predicted model, not a curated record. Gene Ontology annotation, biological process: negative regulation of apoptotic process. NCBI's taxonomy places the organism in Eukaryota, Metazoa, Arthropoda, Arachnida, Ixodida, Ixodidae. Gene Ontology annotation, molecular function: cysteine-type endopeptidase inhibitor activity.